Molecule: messenger RNA, 6627 nt
Organism: Venturia canescens
Lineage: Eukaryota; Metazoa; Arthropoda; Insecta; Hymenoptera; Ichneumonidae
Gene: raptor
Product: regulatory associated protein of MTOR complex 1
Exons: 18
Coding region: 326-4258 (1310 amino acids)
Biological process (GO): cellular response to starvation; TORC1 signaling; positive regulation of cell growth
Cellular component (GO): TORC1 complex; cytoplasm
Molecular function (GO): protein-macromolecule adaptor activity; protein binding
Source: RefSeq, a predicted model, not a curated record
UCGCGAAUAAAACGCAGAAACACGCAGCACUGCGCUCGUGCCUGCGCUUUUUGUAUCGUGGGAUUUACCUUGAACGAAAAUACAAGUGUUGGGAAAAAGACUAAAGAGUCAAAGUGAACAGUGUCAACAGUUCGUACGAGUUUCACAAUGUUUGAUUCGUCUGCUCGAUGAUUUUUUAUUCGUAACCGCAGUUAUUUUUCAUCCAAAAUUUAUCGUACUCGAAGCGGCAAAGUGCGUGUUUCAUUCGGUUGAACCGUUCCUUUUUUCCAUUAAUUUUUUUUUAAUAUUGUUUUUUUAUAAUUGUUUCGCGGAAAGCGCGUGUGAUAUGUCCGGGACAGGCGGUGCUGCGGCAAAUAUGUCAUUAGUCGCCGCCCUUGCCGCUACAGCGACAACAAAAACUACAGUUUUGGCUAAAACCGUACGUAAAAAUGAGGAUUACGUCGACAAAUUCGAGGACGAUGAAGACUGGAGAUUACCCAUUGCCUUCAAUCGGCCAAGACAUACCGCUGUUAUCGAGGGUGUCAAUUGUGUCAGCCAGUCCUGGAGAAUGAAAGAGCGGAUGAAGACCGUGAGUGUAGCUCUCGUCUUGUGUUUAAACGUUGGAGUCGAUCCACCAGACAUUGUGAAAACUCAACCAUGUGCCCGUCUAGAGUGCUGGAUUGAUCCCUUAUCGAUGAGUCCUCAAAAAGCACUUGAGACAAUAGGCUCGAAUUUACAGAAGCAAUACGGACGUUGGCAGCCUCGAGCGAGGUACAAGCAAAGUUUAGAUCCGACUGUGGAGGAAGUAAAAAAGUUGUGCACUUCAUUGAGGCGUAACGCCAAAGAAGAAAGAGUGUUGUUUCAUUACAAUGGUCAUGGGGUUCCAAAACCCACGAGCAACGGAGAAAUAUGGGUUUUCAACAGAACGUACACACAGUACAUUCCAUUGUCAGUGUAUGAUCUCCAGGCUUGGAUGGGAGCGCCGAGUAUUUACGUUUACGAUUGCUCGAACGCGGGUAUAAUAGUUGAAUCGUUUCAGCAAUUUGCUGAGCAGCAUGAGAAGGAGUAUGAGAUAGAAAAGCAAGCCGUACAGCAGAAUCGAGCGAGUGGUGUCGCCGGGAUCGCAACGUUGUCGUACAAAAAUUGUAUCCAAUUGGCAGCUUGUGCAGCGAACCAAAUAUUGCCAAUGAAUCCAGAUUUACCGGCUGAUAUUUUCAGUUCGUGUCUAACGACCCCCAUAAAAAUAGCAUUACGCUGGUUUGUGAUGCAAAAUACGACAAAAUUGGUUCCCAAAAUAUCGUUGGAUCUCAUUGACAAAAUUCCUGGACAACUCACGGAUAGGCGGACCAUGCUUGGAGAACUCAAUUGGAUAUUCACCGCUAUUACCGACACGAUAGCCUGGAACACUCUGCCUCGAGAUCUAUUCCAAAGACUAUUUAGACAAGAUUUGUUAGUCGCUAGUUUAUUCAGGAAUUUUUUGCUGGCUGAGAGAAUCUUGCGUUCUUACGACUGUACUCCAGUCUCGUGUCCGAAAUUGCCACCGACUUAUCAGCAUCCGAUGUGGCAAGCUUGGGACUUGGCACUCGAUCUAUGCCUCGCUCAACUACCAACGAUCCUUGAUUCGGAGGAUCAAUUCGUGCAUUCCCCAUUCUUCGAGGAACAAUUAACCGCGUUCGAAGUUUGGUUAACGCUGGGUUCGAAAAAUCGCAACCCACCGGAGCAGCUGCCAAUAGUGUUGCAAGUUUUGCUCAGUCAAGUUCACAGGCUCAGAGCGCUCGAGUUACUCGGUUGUUUCCUCGACUUAGGACCUUGGGCGGUUAAUUUGGCUCUGAGUGUAGGAAUAUUUCCAUACGUGCUUAAACUUCUUCAGAGCAAUGCCCGAGAAUUACGACCUCUUUUGGUCUUUAUUUGGGCCAAAAUAUUGGCCGUUGACAGCACUUGCCAGGCAGACCUCGUACGAGAUAACGGACACAAAUAUUUUCUGUCUGUUUUGCAAGACGUUUCCAUGCAGAGCGAGCACAGGACUUUGGCUGCUUUCGUUUUGGCGAGCGUUGUUAAUAAUUAUCCAGCCGGUCAAGAAGCGGCUCUUCAAGGCAGUCUAGUCUCGAUUUGCCUCGAACAACUCGGUGAUUCGAAUCCUCUCUUACGACAGUGGUUGUGCCUCUGCCUCGGUCGGUUGUGGCACAAUUAUGAUAAAGCAAGGUGGUGUGGAGUUCGUGAUAUCGCACAUGAAAAACUUUACAAUUUGCUACAAGAUCCCGUGCCCGAGGUACGAGCAGCAAGCGUUUAUGCCCUGGGAACGUUUAUCAAUAGUGUUACAAAACGAAGCGAGCAUGCGAAUAACAUCGAUCAAAUCAUAGCAAUGACUCUCAUUAAUACCGUCAGUCAUGACAUGAGUCCACUAGUCAGAAAAGAACUCGUAGUAGCUCUACAAUGGAUGGUUUUACAUUUCGAGAAUUCUUUCGUAACUCUUGCAUUCGCUGAGGAAAGUAGCAGACGAGACCUCGUUGUCGAAACUCUGUCGCCGUUCAGUGGUAUGCGACGAAUCGGCUCGCGUGACAGACUCAAGAUUCUUGGACCGAGCAACACCUACACGGCUGACACGAUUGACGGAUUUGGACAAGAUCGUAUCAAGCGAGUAUCGUCCUCAUCGUCGAUAAGCAGUUUAGGAAAUAAUUGGGAGUUCGUGAGGAAACCAUGCGAAUCUCUCGGUCACAGCUCUUUAGGUAAUUUGCCGAGUCUCUCGUACGGCAGUGUUUACAUGAAACUGUGGUACGGUCUCUGUAGCUUAGACAACGAUCCUCAUCCCAUCGUAGCAUCGAUGUCACAAAAAGUCACGAAUCACAUACGCAACCAGGUCAAAGAAUCAUCGGCCCCGAAGGAAGUCACCGAAGCGAAAAUUUCUUCGUCUUUGUCGUUGCCUCCAUCGCCCUCGAACCGCACUAGUUACCUCGGCAAGGGAGAAUCACCACCGACGGUUAACUCGACUACUGAUAUACUUCGUACUUCGCGGAUACCUUCUCAUACAGCGAGAUCGCGCAAACUCAUUCCGAAUACGAUAUCGGAGGAAGCGGAUGAGCUACCGGGCACGAAGAACCCUUUGACAACUUCGCAAUUCGUCGAAUGGAGUUGUUCUCAAUUUGCUCAGCCGGUGAGUUUUGAGAAUGAGACAGAGUCAACGAGUGACGUUGAAAGCAGAGCCCACUACGAGCGAGAAUGGCGUUAUCUGCGAAACAAGAGGCAGCGUCGUGACGCGCGCGAGGAACAACAAAAAGCCGUUCACUCGAGAAUCGAGUCGCAAAUAUUCCACAAUCGCGUACCUCAGCCACCGGAAGUGUUGGUUUUUCAUCCGUUUGAUCAUCAUCUCGCGGUUGCCGCGAAAGAUUCUUUCGGUAUUUGGGAUUGGCAAACUGGACACAAGCUCACUUAUUGCACGAGCCGUGGCAGCAAACCCUCGAGGUUAACCGCUCUUGAGUUCAUUAAUUCUCAUGACGUCUCUUUGCUGAUGGCAGCUUCGGAUGACGGUGCAGUCAGAAUAUGGAAAAAUUAUUGCAACAUGCUCGGACGUGAUCCCGUUCUAUUGACCGCUUGGCAAGCUUUGGCGGAUGUUCAACCAGCUCCGAAAGGAUCGACCGCUUCAGCUGGACUUGUUACGAGCUGGGAACAAAGAUCAUUGACUCUCGCUGUAAGCGGGGAUGCUCGGGUGAUAAGACUUUGGGACGCUGAAACCGAGUUGAAGAAGCAAGAUUUACCAACGGGUGCUGAUUGUUGUGCGACUUGCCUCGAUACCGAUGGUUUUGGAGCGACGAUGGUCUUGGGUUGUGGCGACGGUUCGGUGCGUCUUUUCGAUCGACGACUCUCGCCCAUCGAGUCAAGGGUCUCACUCUGGCGAGAGCACAACGGAUGGGUCCUCGGUGCUCGUUUCCUCAAAAGUGGUUCUGGCCCACCUUGCCUUAUAACCGCUUCCUCAUCCGGUGACAUCAAAAUAUUUGAUCUUCGAAAGAAUACUUCGUUGAGCACUGUACAUACGUCACAGGUCAUCACUUCAUUCGCCGUGCACGAUGAUGCUAAUAAUUUUGCGUGCGGCUCCAUGAAUCAUUGUAUAAGUGUGUACAAUACAUCAGGACAGCAUCUGAACACGAUAAAGUUUCACGAGGGCUUUAUGGGCACGAGGAUCGGUCCAGUGGGUUGUCUAGCCUUCCAUCCUCACCGUGUGAUACUUGCAGCGGGUUGCGUCGACAGUUCAAUAACCGUUUUUGCCGCAGAACCACGGAGAUGACUGUCCGAGAUGGAGUUCGUUAACGGUUACGAUCUCAGACUCUGAAUUUUAUGAUAAUAGUAAAACAAACAAAAAACCGAAAAACAACAAAAAAAAAGUAUCGUUUUAAUAACAAUGUAUCGCUCGUUACUUCGCUAAUACUCGCGACGAUAAUCGUUCGUAAUAUUAAUACCAGCCUCGCAUCAAUGUCACGGUUUUUCAGUGGCUCCUGAGCGAAUCAGUGUCAUUUAAAAAGCAUAAACAAAAAUAAUAUCAUUUUCUCAUUUGUCCUUCUUAAUUGAGAACAGUGCAAAAGUUCCAAAAUUUUUUUCUCCGGCACUGAUUCGAACAGGAAGCGAUUGAAAUAUUUCUUCGAUUAUUUCCGUCUCACUUCUACCCUUGGAUUCUCGUCAGAAUGCUGCGAAAAACGCUUGAGAGCUCAUUCGAUUCGGCUGUUGCGAAAAUUUCACAGCUUCCGCGCUUUCCGAAAAUAUUUAUGAAACGUCAGAUUUUCGGAUUAGUAAUUUUCAUUCAAAUCUUCACCUCGUGUCUGUAAAUUAAUGAAAUUUUCGUAAUAAUUGACCAUUGAGCGAACGUGGGUUUCUGGAAAUUUCGAAAAAUCGAAUUCUUCGAUGUAUCAUCAAAUCUGUGACAUAAUCAUUGUUUUAUGGGUCAGGAUCCGUUUUCCUUGAGCAUCGAGCUGAGUUUUUAUUUUAAAGAAUAAAUUUACGAAAAGUCAAUAUACAAUACUACCAGUUUUUACGGAAAAUCUCACUUUUUAGUUGUUGAUUAAACUUUUAAUUUUGGAACAUUGGAAAAAUCUCCGAUACCUUCGAAUAAUAAUUAUCUUGAAUUUAUGAAAAAACCAGAUCGUGGAGGAAUUAACGGUUGAAAAUGAUGAGCGUUGAAAAAAUUAAUAUUUUCGUUAUACACGACGAACUUCCGAAUACUUUGCUUUCGAAUAUUCGCAGAAGUACUUAACCUACCGAACGUACAAAAGCUCGAUUUUUCGAGAAUUUCAACGAUACCCAAUCGUUAAAUGACGUAAAUCUUAUCCGAAUGACGCUCAAAUGUGAGAGAAUUUGUUUAAGAAAACGUGCUCGGUUCUAAUGUCGAAGUCGUCCCACACCGGAAACCGUACAGUUGCCUCAUCCGGAGCAAAGAAGCACAGUGUUGUUAAGCAGAGAUGGGCGCGCGAGCACGAUUCUUAGAUUAUGCGCUAAGGGAGCAUAAUUGGCGAGCAUAAUCGUCUCGUGGGCGUUCACGGUGGGCGUCGGAUCCGAGCCGAAAGAAUCGUUGAGCGAAACAGGAAUUACGAAUGCAAAACGAGUGCGAGGAUUAAAGUACCACGGGAACGUGUUUGAUGAAUGGAAGAGCGUUGAAAUGAAAAACAUAGGAGCGUGAAGGAAAUUCGUUAAAGUGUAAAUAUAUGAUGAAUAUUAGGUACUAACGAAAACUAAUUGGAACAAAAUGGGGCGAUAUUUUCUACGAGAAACGUCGGAUCCGAGAAAAUUCGCCGAAAUUUAAGAGAAACUUGUAAAUAUUGCUCAGUGUAACGCGCACAUCGCUGAAACGCGCUUUUCGCUACAUCAAAAACAGAGCUAAAAGAGCAAUCCUUCGGAAUUUAAAAAAAUUUGCAUCGUUCCAAUGCAGCCAAAUUUCUUUCUACGUCAAACAAAUUCGAGCUGCGACGAUUUAUCAUCAAAUUUCUUUGAAUAUACAAAGGCCGAGUGAACGAUCGAAUAGAAUAAACUGACGAAUAAAAGUUAUUUUCUGCUUUUCAACGAUGCAAAUUCGGGGAAUUUAAAUCCCACGGUAAAUAGCUAAUUACCGAAAUCGAAGAAUAAGCGUAAACGACUAAAUAAUACAAUUGUUGCUGUUUUCGUUGUCGAAUUGUUGAUCGAAUCACACUCGACUUAAUGAUAGAACAAAAAAAAAAUCGAAUAAAAAACAACAUGCCCUCGCUAUACACACUAGAGUUGCCCAAAAGUUUAGCCCGUAGACCUCUGUACCAUAAUAUGUAUAGUGAAUUACUUAAUAUUCAGUGAAUUUAUUCAGUACGCGUGAGAUACGAGUAAACGAAGGGGAAAUAAAUAUUGAAAAAGGAAAAAAAACAGUUAAUAAAAUGUGUAAAGCAAAAUGAAGCAUUGACUGUGAAUCCAAAUGGUGAACUCGCUACGCCUCAUUUAAAUAUUAUAAACCAAUGAAAACUAUUGUACGAUUUGAAUGUCGAAACGAAACGAGAUUUUUGCAAAUUCGAAGCGAAAUUUCGAACUUGCAAAAAGGAGGAAGAAGAAGCGACUAUCACAGUUGAAGAGCCGCGCUAUAAACGCCUUUGUACAUACUUGCCUGAUGAUUAAAAAAACCACGAUCAUGUUGACCCGCUGCAA